GCAUGUUCUACCUUCAUGGACAGUUCGUAAGCACGCGUGAUAAGAAAAGACAGAAUCUAGGUGAGCCGGUUGGGGGCCAGAACCAAGAGACGGAUUGCUGCGCGGACGACUGUAUAUUCUUGGGCUCCGUGCCUUACCCUACCAACUCGGACCUGAACUUUAUGCUUUUCGUCGGGUCGUGAGGCAUCGUCAAUGGCUACUUGAAACCUCAGUCACUGGCCGAGGCAUUCACUCUUUUGCCAAUCCAGUCAUUUCACUGGCCAUGCAUCUCUCCUCCACCUUCAUUGCUGGUCUCUUGCUGGCCAGCGCCGAAGGCGUUCUCGGCGGCAGUAGGUUCUGGGAGGCGAAAGCACCAAACAAACGCACAAAUCCUAGCCCGGACUACGCAGCAAUCGAGACUCUCAACGCGACGUCGCGGCUCGUCAAACGCGCUAUCUCCAUUGAAAACCGAGCAGACGACAACUCGGUGUCGCGCAUCUGGCCGAACAAGAAGAUCAAGUACUGCUUCGAAGACAAAGAUGAGAACACCAACGUCAUAAUACGCGGUCUGUGGAAACAGGCCAGAGAUCUAUGGGCUCCACUGAUAAGACAUGGCUUCUCCUACGAGGAGGUUUCGGAUAGCGUCUGCGAGUCGCAGCGCAGUACCGUCUUACGCAUUCACUACAACGACAAGGGUAGACUCGCUUCAACGCUAGGCAUACCCAACAUUGACGAGGCGGCCAACGAGGCGGACCCCGAGAAUGCCAUUGUAGGGCCGUACACUCACCUUUCUGAUACGGAGGGUAUUGGCCAGGACGACAUCGCCGCCAAUGUUGCCCACGAGCUCGGUCAUGUCUGGGGUUUGCUUCACGAGCAUCAGAACCCUUACUACUGGCGUGUGAGCCCUUCGGACAGUGCAAACGGCUGGAGUUUUCCUUCGGUCAAGGGCGCUACAACCCGCUUCCAGACGAGCGGCUUCAACUGCCAGAGUCUCAAGGACCACGACACAGCACACGCGAGUGUGCGGACCAAGAUCGCUACAGCCAUUGCGGAUGGCAACAGACCGCUGCAAGUCCAGUUGGAGACCGACCUUUCCCGUCUCUGCAUCUCCCAGGUGGUUGCCGGCAAACACAAGUUCAGUGCUGCCGAGUGGCUUCCUCUGCCGAAUACCGUUCAUCUGGUUGCGGACGAUCAAUUCGAUCCAGACUCGCUCAUGAUGUACCCCUCCGGUGCCGGUGGCACUGGGUCCGGGGAUGGCCGUGCCCAGGUCAUGGUGUACGAAAACAACGACCCCAUUCCCAAUCGCCUAGCUCCUAGCGGCAUGGACGUUGACCGUCUGAUUACGCUCUACGGCACUCCAGCCUCUUCGACGACGGGCGAGCCGUACACUUCGAAAUCAAGCAAGGUCAGAUCCGGAUUCAAGAAAGCCAGGAGUAUGCUUUUCCGUGCUGGUGACACAAAAGCUGGGCUAUGCUAGGAGACAGAGUGGGACAAAUAUGCACAAGUGCAUGGCAAUUUUAUGUAGUCUUUUUUCACCU
Macroventuria anomochaeta is the source of this 1517-nucleotide messenger RNA. RefSeq lists its product as uncharacterized. Lineage: Eukaryota; Fungi; Ascomycota; Dothideomycetes; Pleosporales; Didymellaceae. The coding region runs from base 263 to 1456 and encodes 397 amino acids. The record is from RefSeq and is a predicted model, not a curated record. Gene Ontology annotation, molecular function: metallopeptidase activity. The transcript has a single exon.